Molecule: messenger RNA, 736 nt
Organism: Lolium rigidum
Lineage: Eukaryota; Viridiplantae; Streptophyta; Magnoliopsida; Poales; Poaceae
Exons: 4
Coding region: 1-525 (174 amino acids)
Biological process (GO): snRNA transcription by RNA polymerase III; snRNA transcription by RNA polymerase II
Cellular component (GO): snRNA-activating protein complex
Molecular function (GO): sequence-specific DNA binding
Source: RefSeq, a predicted model, not a curated record
AUGUUUUUGUUUGGAUUCAUCAAUUUUCUUGCUGACCAUGGGGCCAAGCAGGUUGAUGAAUUCAAUGCAUUCCAGACUAAACGGGUGAAAUUUGUCUGUGACAAGUUAUUUGCAAAUACUCAAAUAGGGAGAUAUACGCACACAGACUUGGGUGAGGAGCUUGAACUUGAUACCAUCAAGAAAUUGUCAAUGGAAUACGCUAAAGCCAAAGAAUCAGCAUUCUCAGAGUUGAGCCAAACGGUUGAUGUGGAAGAUGCCAAGCACAUCCUUCAGAAUGACAAACUGCUGGGCGACAGGGUAGGAGAAAUCGUGAAAGAGUGGGAUGCCCAGAAGGAAGAGUUCUACCAGAAAACCGGUGUGUCUCCCGGUGAUGAACUGGCGGUGGUUGACAAUGACGAACCAGGAGAAUUCCUGGACGAAAACGAUGGCCACACUGAACUGGCGGUGAUUGACAAUGACAAAUCAGGAGAAUUCUACGAUGAAGACGGGGGAUUUGAUGAGUUAGAGCAGCUUCUGCUGGAAUAAGGAGCUUGCAGUAGACCCUGAGGAAUAACUGAAGAACUGCUGCUCUGCUCACAUCCCUGCUCGUGCCAUUGUGUUGCGACAUGAAAUCGACGCCAUUUGGGCGUGGGAUCUUGAAACCGUUUUGUUACCAUAACAUUGUUGCAAGGAAAACCUCUGUAUAUAGUUCUAAUUUUGUGAUAUUUCCAUGUAGCAUGUAUUGGGUCUUCUGAUU